ACACGCCCAGUCCUCAACAGUUCCUCAGCCUAUAUAACAGCUGGUUUCCAGUGCAGACACACAACAAAGAAGGAUGAGGGCUUACACUGUAUGCGUUUUACUGAGCCUGGCAGUGGCAGCUUACUGUGUGCCAGUAGCAGAAGUUACUGUGCAGGAUGAAAUCUUGGCAGAGAGCUAUCUGAAGACAUUCUUCAACCUAACAGAGGAAAGAGGUCCAGCAUCCAGGCGGGGGAUCAGCCAGGUGACCAAGAAGCUGGCUGAGAUGCAGAGAUUCUUUGGUCUCCAGAUCACCGGGACGCUAGACGCUGACACGGUCUCCAUGAUGAAGAAGCCCCGCUGUGGCGUUCCAGACAGCAACAUCGCCCGUUUCUCCACGUUUGGAAGCAACCUCAAAUGGGAGAAAAACAGCCUUACCUACAGGAUUGAGAACUACACACCUGACAUGUCCAGGUCAGAGGUGGACCACUCCAUGGACAAAGCCCUGCAGGUUUGGGCCAAAGUCACUCCCUUGAGAUUUACGAGAAUCUACAGUGGCACCGCAGACAUCAUGAUCUCUUUCGGCCGCCAAUCUCAUGGAGAUUAUUACCCCUUUGACGGCCGUGAUGGCACUCUCGCUCACGCCUUCGCCCCGUCUCCUGGCAUCGGAGGGGAUGCUCAUUUUGAUGAUGAUGAGACCUUCACCUUCCGUUCCAACGCAGGUUACGUCCUCUUCUUGGUAGCCGCCCAUGAGUUUGGCCACUCCCUGGGCUUAUCUCACUCUGAUGACCCUGGUGCACUCAUGUACCCUAUGUACACAUACAGAAACCCUGACACCUUCGUUCUGCCCCGUGAUGAUGUCAACGGCAUCCAGUCUCUCUAUGGUCCAAAUCCUGAAAAGGAUCCUUCUGGAGAUAAGCCUACUGCCCCAACCACCCCUGAUGCCUGUGAUUCUACAAUGAUAUUAGAUGCUGUCACCACCCUGCGAGGAGAGAUGUUCUUCUUCAAAGACCGCUUCUUCUGGCGUAGCUACCCUCAGAGCAGGACACCUCAGCAAAGCCUCAUCAGAAACUUCUGGUCCAGUGCCCCUGUUAAAAUCGACGCUGCUUAUGAAAGCCGGCAAUCAGACAGAAUCUUUGUCUUUAAAGGUCGCAAAGUGUGGGCAUUCAGAGGCUAUGAUCUAGAGCGUGGCUAUCCCAAAAGACUUACCAGUAUUGGUCUGCCAAGACACGUGAAGAAAAUCGAUGCUGCCCUCUAUGACGUACAAUCCAGCAAAACUCUGUUCUUUUCAGGCAACUAUUACUACAGUUAUGAUGAUGCCAGGAAGACCAUGGACCCUGGAUUCCCCAAACGUGUUGAUCAGACCUUCUCCGGACUGAACAAGGUGACUGCAGCUUUCCAGUACAGAGGUUUCACGUACAUCUACAGCGGACCCUACAUGUUUGAGUACGACCUGAAGACCGGGAGGUUGUAUCGUGUGUUGAGGAACAGCUACUUCUUGCGCUGCACUAACUUCUAGCACAGUUUAUCAUCUGAGUUGUUAUAGUAACUCAUGUGAAUGAGACUCAAUGUACAACUAACAGUGUUACAGUGUUAUAAACAUUAUAUUUUGAAUAUUUAUCUUCUAUUUUACUCUCAAUAUUAUAAUUAAUAUAUUUAAGUCUAUAAAAUC
This is a messenger RNA of Paralichthys olivaceus (Japanese flounder), 1648 nucleotides long. NCBI's taxonomy places the organism in Eukaryota, Metazoa, Chordata, Actinopteri, Pleuronectiformes, Paralichthyidae. The record is from RefSeq and is a predicted model, not a curated record.